AUGGAUGCGAUCAAGAAAAAGAUGCAGGCGAUGAAAAUCGAGAAGGAUAAUGCUCUCGAUCGAGCCGAUGCUGCAGAAGAAAAAGUGCGACAAAUGACAGAUAAAUUGGAACGAAUUGAGGAAGAACUUCGAGAUACCCAGAAGAAAAUGAUGCAAACAGAGAAUGAUUUAGAUAAAGCACAAGAGGAUUUAGCUGUUGCAAAUACUAAUUUGGAAGAGAAGGAAAAGAAAGUUCAGGAGUUUGUUGUUUACCAUAAUCCUCCUCACACGAGCACAAUCUGUCAAUUAGCAAUCAACAAAACAAACAAAUAA
Messenger RNA from Brugia malayi, 312 nucleotides. RefSeq lists its product as uncharacterized. The transcript is spliced from 3 exons. Gene Ontology annotation, cellular component: actin filament. Gene Ontology annotation, molecular function: actin filament binding. Gene Ontology annotation, biological process: muscle contraction; actin filament organization. Bases 1 to 312 code for a protein of 103 amino acids. The record is from RefSeq and is a predicted model, not a curated record. Lineage: Eukaryota; Metazoa; Nematoda; Chromadorea; Rhabditida; Onchocercidae.